UUGUCAAGAAUAAAAGAUAGUGCGGUGCCGACGGUGGAUAUCUAAUUUCAAGGAUGAUGAACGGCUUUGCAGUUAUCAUUCAUUUUGUCGGUGCCAGUUUAUUCAUCAUUCCUGCUCAAUAUGUCAAAGCUUUUCAAGUUUCUUCAUUAAGUGCUGAGUCUGCAAAUUUUAGCUCAACACCACCAUAUUCUAAAAAUAGAACAGUCUUGGAGAUUGAAAGCAACAAUGAAAAUAAUGUUAGCACACCAACCAAUUCUCCUUUAGGCAAUGCCAAUGUUAAUGCUUCAUACACUGGUUCAGAACAGACAGCAUUUAGUACAACUGAGGGUUUGAAGAACAAUGCUACUCCUAGCUUUACACAGACUGAGAUACCCGAAAGAUUCAACACCACAGCCACGUUACCCAAAACUUCAAAUGUUACUCCUUCUAAGGAAUUCAAGACUACAACCACAGCAGAAAACAAACAAGUUAAACCAGAAAGAAAAACGGUAAAAUUUGGAAUUAUUGUCGUUAUCAUCAUUGCUGUCGUUAUCCUGGUUACAAUCAUUGUAUUUGUGGCAAUAUACCUCCUCAAUCGAAAAGGAAAAACUGCAUCAUAUAAUCCUGAAUCAAGCGCUGAACGUAUACCAAUCAACGAAGCAGGCACAGGAAGGUCUGAUACAUAAGGAAAAAAGCACCAAUUAUGAGUGGGAGGAGCUCACAGGAUUGAAUAUUUUCAUUAGGGAAGUGCAACGAAAGUAUUUUAACAACCUAAUUAUAAGGAGAAAAUUUUAUGUUGGUAAUUUUGUUUACUUGCAAAAUGCUGUUUCAAUGAAAAUUACUUUUUUAAAAAAACUUUGGGGACCACAAUUGCAUUCUAUAUUCCAGCUGGGGGGAGAUGGUGGUGUAGUGGUAAUCUCAUUCGACUAGUGAUCCAGAGGCCCAGGCUAUAGCUCAGGGUACAUAUGUUCAAAUCCCACCAUAACAGCUGGUGAUUUGAUCAGUAAGGUCUGGAAUUGAAAGCUAGUCUCAGUAAUAGUGACCAUCAAACCAUCAUUGAUUGUCACAAAAACACAUCUGAUUCACUAAUGUCCUUUUAGAAAAGGAAAUCUGUCACCUUCAUCUGA
Molecule: messenger RNA, 1106 nt
Organism: Carcharodon carcharias (great white shark)
Lineage: Eukaryota; Metazoa; Chordata; Chondrichthyes; Lamniformes; Lamnidae
Product: putative GPI-anchored protein pfl2
Exons: 4
Coding region: 54-665 (203 amino acids)
Source: RefSeq, a predicted model, not a curated record